UUUCCUAUCAGAGAUGACGUUGCAUGACGAAGACCUUAAAAGUAGUCAAGCGUAUGACGAGUCACAUCUUUAGUUCCCUGCUGCCUGUUUCUGGCAGACCUACAAUCAUCUUACAGAGCCGGAGUCAUGGGAAGGACGAGUGGUGUGAUGUUAAGGACACUGGUGAUUUGUGCUGUGUUUGCUCUUUAUCUGGCGGCUCCUACUGAGCCUGAGCCCCAGCAUGACUUUAAAUUUGGGGAUAUGAUUUCAGUUGCUCGUGGAGCAAAAAAGGCACCUUUAUUCACUCAUUGGGCUAUAUUUGUUGGGAAAGGUAAAGUUGACGGACUGGAAGAGAAAAAAGAUGAGGAAGACCUUUUCCAUAUAAACGCUGCCAACACCAUCACGCUUUCCGACUGUAUAUUUGGUAAAGUGGGAAAAACUAAUUACGUCAAAUCCAACUACCUUGACAAAGAUGAAAAAGGGAAUGGAUAUGACGUCCAAAGUAGAGAAAAUAUGAUAAAGAAAAUUAAUGAGUUACACCAUAAAUGUAGCAAGUGGUCGCCAACGAAACAUAACUGUGAGCAAGUAGCCACUUCUAUCCGCUACGGAUUUGAACACAGCGAGCAGAGAGGUACCUUGGUUGAAGGAAAGUUUCGUUUUAGAAGUGAAAAACCAGCCAACAAUAGCAAACGCUCUCUCUCUGACGUGUUGAAAGAGGACUCAAGCCUGGCUGCUGCUGGAGCGUGACGCCGCUGCUGUCCUCGUGUCCUGGGACAUACAUCUACAUAAUAAACUAAAGCAUGCAUCACGUCUGCUGUCUGUCAUUACAUUACAACUCACUCUCCAACACCUGCACCAAGCAAAAAUCAUUUUAAAUAAAUAAUGUAAUGUAAGGCCCACACGUUGGCCCCAAAAGCGGAAUCAUGGUCUUUUUUUAGCACUUAAUCUAUUAGAACUAAUUUCUGUAUUCAAUCCGACUCCAUAUUUAAAUGACUAUUACUAAUUUCACUAUUCUUGUUGUUAAUUUGUACAUUAGAUUAUUUCGUUCCUUAGAAACAAUGU
This is a messenger RNA of Puntigrus tetrazona (Sumatra barb), 1041 nucleotides long. RefSeq names its product phospholipase A and acyltransferase 3-like. Bases 127 to 726 code for a protein of 199 amino acids. Gene Ontology annotation, cellular component: cytoplasm. NCBI's taxonomy places the organism in Eukaryota, Metazoa, Chordata, Actinopteri, Cypriniformes, Cyprinidae. The transcript is spliced from 5 exons. Gene Ontology annotation, biological process: N-acylphosphatidylethanolamine metabolic process. Gene Ontology annotation, molecular function: glycerophospholipid phospholipase A1 activity; A2-type glycerophospholipase activity. The record is from RefSeq and is a predicted model, not a curated record.